UUAAAUCCGCUUAUCACUUGAGUAAAAACUACAACACAAUAUUAAUUUAACAUGGAAUCAAAUAAACGUGGUGCCUUUAUAGUAUUUGAAGGCUGUGAUCGUGUUGGCAAGUCAACGCAAAGCAAUCAACUGUGCGAACGGCUAAAGGAAAAAGGUAUUGCUGCGAAGAAAAUCAACUUUCCGAAUCGUAGCACAAUAAUUGGCGAUGUCAUCAAUCGAUUUCUGAAGAACACCCAAGAGUUGUCCCAUGAAGUUAUUCACCUGCUCUUCUCGGCGAAUCGCUGGGAAUGCAUGAGCAGCAUCCAAGCGGAUCUGCUGGCCGGCACGACAAUAAUAUGUGACCGCUAUGCCUAUUCCGGCGUGGUCUAUUCGGUGGCCAAGGGACUUGACUUGGAUUGGUGCUGGGCACCAGAUCUGGGCUUGCUGAAACCCGACGCUGUAUUCUACUUAAAGGCAAAUCCCGAUCAGCUAGCAUCCCGAGGCAGUUUCGGCAACGAGCGGUAUGAAAAAUUAGAGCUGCAGCGCAAAGUGAGCGACCUAUUUGAUCAUUUCAAUAAAAAGGAAUCCAGCUACUGGCAUCAAUUCGAUGCAUUACAAACGGAACAGGAACUGCAUUCGAAAAUUUCAACAAUUGCUGAAAAUCUCUUACUGCAGGUGGCAGAGCAACCGCUGGAAAGGCUCACAUAAUAAUCAAUGCAAUGGAUUUCCAUUGAUUUACGUUUACGUACACGAUUUACAUUUAAUUUUCGUUUGGCGCAUUGUUAUAAAUGCAUUUGUAAAUAGUAUAAAUAGUAUAU
Messenger RNA from Drosophila arizonae, 797 nucleotides. Its product is annotated as thymidylate kinase. The record is from RefSeq and is a predicted model, not a curated record. Gene Ontology annotation, cellular component: nucleus; mitochondrion; cytoplasm. Gene Ontology annotation, molecular function: nucleoside diphosphate kinase activity; dTMP kinase activity; ATP binding. Gene Ontology annotation, biological process: dTDP biosynthetic process; dTTP biosynthetic process; dUDP biosynthetic process. NCBI's taxonomy places the organism in Eukaryota, Metazoa, Arthropoda, Insecta, Diptera, Drosophilidae.